CAUUGAAGACAAUUUGCAAAAAACAAAACAACAACAAAAAAGAAAGGAACAUAAAAAACCGCCCGUUGUUCAUUGGAAAAACGACGGCAUUAGAAAAGGAAACAUUGAAUAAAUAGUAAAAAAGGAGACGUAAAUAGGCUUCCAUAUUCACAUACAUGAAUAUCAUUUGCGAUUUCCCUUUUCGAAGCUCGUUACGUUUUUAGCUUGAUUGAAGUUACGAGAAAAUAAGCACUGGGACAUCAUGGAACUAGAUGCUAUCACAAAGUUGCGUCGCUUUUGCUUUUUAGGGUCAUUCGAGCCCGUUUGUGUACACUUAGAUGGAAAUGUUAAAAUAGGUUAUUAUUGGCCACUAAUUAAGGAAAUGUGCAAGGAAAUAAGUGUAGAAGCCAUGAUCUCAUUGUUAAAGGAAGUUUUAGUGGAAUCCGACAAUUUGGUGAGAAGAGAUGAACCGAUUUUUGUGUAUGCCUCUUAUUUGGCAGCAGACGUUGAUACGAAACAGAAAACUGGCAUGCGUCUCGCUUUUACUUGUCUAAUAUGCAGUGAUAAUGAUUUAUUCUUGUUCUGCAAGUAUGCUAUUCUAAUCGCUAAAGAGCAAAAUCGCAAAGGUUUCUCCAAGACUGUUCGUAAAGCCAUUACCUGCUGGUAUGAAACGAGACCGGCAGAAAAGUUGCAGGAUAUGUGGUUAAAACAUCGCGGGCAACAUGGUUUUACACACAAGUCCUUAUUGAAACUUUGUCAUAUUUCAGAUGCAAAAAUUUCUGGAAGUACAGUUCCAUUUUUCAAAACAUGCACUGAACUCGUCGAGGAUUCCAAAGCGAAGAGCAGUGUAAACGCGAAUGAAUUGAACGAAACCACUGAAAGAACAAACUCGAAUCCAACACAGGAGCAAAUAGAUUUUAAAAAGAAACGUGUGUUCAAAAUGAAUUCUACAACAGCUCAGACAAUUUUAGAUGUGGCCAAAUUGCGUACUAUUACGAAUAAAAAAGAGGCUUUGAACAUCAUAAGAUCAAACAGAUUGCGAUACGAUCAAGUGCCAACACACUUUUUGAAAAGUGCCAGUAUAAUGGAAAUUCUGAUACCCAGUAUGACAUAUUUGCAAUUAAUAAAGAACUGGCGUCGCUUGGCUCAGUCGAAACUCUUACAAGAUCCGAAAAUUAUGCAAGCUUGUGAAAGAAUGCUGAGCAAUAGAAAAUUGCAACGUAAAAUUCAGCCGAUAAAUUUCUUAAUUAAUAUGCGUCGCAUGGGUAUACGAGGAGAUAUAACACGAUUGUCACCGAAGCGUGUUGAAAAUAUGAAAAUGAAAUACAUCCAGGACUUGUAUCAAAAUUUGUUUACCUUAACACCGGAUAAGUCUAUAACUGAUUUGCGUAUGCAUAUAACUAUAAAUCUUCAAGCCAGCUAUAAAAUAAAAUUUUUGCGAAAUCAUAAAAAACUAAGUUUUUAUGAUGCAGCCAUUGCUUUAGCGUUUGGUUACUUCAAACGCGAACAGCAUGUGGAUGUAUUUCAUUGGUUUCACGGAAACACGAGAUUAGAACGUAUUGCUUGGUGCAAAACGAUGGAUAUAAAAAAAGCUAUUGCUUGUUGCGAUAAUAUCCAGAAUAUUAAAAACUCCCAACGUUUGGUAAUUCCUUUAACAGAAGCGUUGCAUAGUGACCAAAUUUAUGAUGUAUUUCUUUGUAUUGUGCCUAAUGCGGGCCGCGGGAAUCCCAAUCAAAAGUCAGAUCAUCUUUGCAUGCAAUUGGACAAAUAUCGCUUAAAGAGUCCAAAAGCAAAAUUCAUAGUUCUAGAUCUACUGAAAUAUCGACGUUCCAUGCACUAUUCUCAAACACGCAAAGAGAAUAUAUUGGAAAUAUGUGGAUUGGAUGAACAUACCACGGAUAUCAUACACAAUUUUAUAACACAUCGUUUCGAUUAAAAGAAAGCGAACGAUAUCAAAACGAGAAUAAGAAGCAAAAAAAUUAAACUGAAAUAUAAGCAAAAGCGAACUACAUUAAAGAAGAAUCGGUGUUAAAAAAAAAAAAA
Glossina fuscipes is the source of this 2022-nucleotide messenger RNA. RefSeq names its product 60 kDa SS-A/Ro ribonucleoprotein. The transcript has 6 exons. Bases 242 to 1915 code for a protein of 557 amino acids. The record is from RefSeq and is a predicted model, not a curated record. Gene Ontology annotation, cellular component: ribonucleoprotein complex. Gene Ontology annotation, molecular function: RNA binding. NCBI's taxonomy places the organism in Eukaryota, Metazoa, Arthropoda, Insecta, Diptera, Glossinidae.